ACUAAUAAAUGGACGGGAACCAGCCGUGGCGGGUGAAGCUCGCUGCUCUGGUUCUCUUCUGCUCUUGUUAUCCCCCUGGUCCAGGAUUUGUGGGCAAAGCUUAAGAGGCAGGAGUGAGCGGAAGAGUUUGGUAGAAAGAUGAAAUCUUUGCGCUUCUUUGCUAUGGGUUGGAUCGCUGGGGCCGUGCUUGCGUUCUUCAUUCCCUCCAGCAUCAGCAUCUCCAUCGCUGCAGGCUCUGCCUCAACUGAUGAAGGAGGCACAACAGCCAUGCCUAUGCAUGGUGGAAGAGUCAAGACGGUCAUCACCCACAGGAAACUGGAGGUUAACAGCUACAUUGCCGGCGCCAUCAGAACUACAAAGGAUUCAACGAGUAUGAACGUGGAGGAUUAUCCCAGCUUCGAUCCAGCUCCAAGUUCGAAAGCAACCAUUAAAACCGGACCGAUCGAACAUGGAAUUCCUCUCAUGCCUUAUAUCCCCCGGCCGACCCCUCCAGGUCACCGCAAGCAUGGGGGGUCUCCUUGAUCCCAGCUCUGCUUGGCUGUCACUAAUCUUCUAUGUAAUCUCAACUUACUUUGUUUCUUACUCUGUAAUACUGUACUCAGGAUGAACUGAGUAUGUGAUGUGCUAGCAUGAAUCUUAUACAGUGGUGAACUCUCUAUAAUACUCAUGAUGGAUAUAUGUAGUAUGUUAGCAUGAUCAGUAUCCGCUCUUUUGUGGCA
Messenger RNA from Musa acuminata AAA Group (dessert banana), 719 nucleotides. RefSeq lists its product as uncharacterized. NCBI's taxonomy places the organism in Eukaryota, Viridiplantae, Streptophyta, Magnoliopsida, Zingiberales, Musaceae. Bases 139 to 522 code for a protein of 127 amino acids. The record is from RefSeq and is a predicted model, not a curated record. The transcript has 3 exons.